UUUAGUCAUACUUUUAGUGCUACUUGCACAAAACGUCUAUCUUUCUCCGUGUUCCUUUGACUAGUUAUAUAUACAUAUUUGUCAAUUGUUUUUUAUGACCUCCAUUUCUAAGUACUUCUAAGCUUCAUAAAUGUCAUAUAUAUGUAUCAUAUUUCAUGUCUAAUGUAAGUUUCACUCUUCAAAAUGUUCCCAGAAUUCACAAUCUUAAUUUGGGUACUAAUAACAUUAGUUUCCAUCUUUAUACUUCUUCGUUUACUCUACCAUACUUCUGUUUUUCACAUCAUUAUAAGUUGGUUAAUUUUUCUCCUAGACCAUUUUCAUAUUUACCAUCUUUACAAAAUCCCACAAUACAAUGAUCAUUUCCAAGAAAAUCAGCUCUUUCGAAAAGUAUUCACUUACAUAAGAUCAUUACCUUCUUUAGAAGAUUCAGAUUUCGCCGCGCUGUUUUCAGGAGAUAAACCAGGUGAUAUUCUUGUGUCUUUGAACUCUGAUGGAUAUGUUACUGAUACAUUCUUGCGUGCAAAAGUUACUUGGAUAUAUAACAAAAGCAACAAUUAUGAAGGUAAUGUUGUACUGAAGAUGAAGUCUAAGGAUAAGAAGAGGAUUUUAGUCCCUUACAUUCAACAUAUUUACAAGGUAGUUGAUGACAUUGAGCAAAAGAAAAAGGAGUUAAGGAUUUAUCUAAACUGUUCAUCGAACGAUAAUGAUGGACUAAAUUCACAGUGGAGAUCAUUUCCUUUUGUUAAUCCAUCAUCAUUUGAUAACAUUGUUUUGGAUAAUGAUGUUAAGAGCAAGGUUAAGAAUGAUCUUGAGGUGUAUUUAAAGUCUAAGCAAUAUUACAAUAAGAUUGGACGUGCUUGGAGACGAAGUUAUUUGCUGUAUGGUGGAUCUGGUACAGGUAAAUCUAGCUAUGCAGCUGCUAUGGCUAAGUAUUUAUCAUAUGAUCUUUAUGAUAUCGAUUUAUCGAAGCCAUUAGAUGGCUCGGAUUUGAAGGUACUCUUGUUGCAAACGACAAGAAAAUCAUUGAUCUUGAUAGAAAACUUGGAUUGGUACUUGAUGGGAAAAUCAAACAGUGUGAGUUUAUCUACUAUGUUGAAUUUUAUGGAUGGUGUUGUAUCAAGUUGUGGUGAAGAAAGGGUAAUGGUUUUUACCAUGAAUUGUAAAUACCAUAUUGACCCGUUGGUUUUACGUCCGGGUCGAAUUGAUGUUCAUAUUCACUUCCCAUUUUGUGACUUUAACGGGUUCAAGGCUCUGGCUUUGAGUCAUUUGGGUGUAAAAGAGCACAAGCUGUUUAGUCAAGUUGAGGAGUUGUUUGAACAAAAUGUGUCACAAAUAAGCCUGGCAGAAAUUAGUGAGAUUAUGAUUUCACAUAGAAUGUCUCCUACUAGGGCUAUGAAAAAGGUUAUUAAAGCAUUGCAACAUGAAGUAAUUGAUGGCAAGCAAUCAAAUAAUGUUGGAUUAGAGAAAAAUGUGAGCGGUAGAGAUCAAGUUUCCGAGGAAUUGGGGGGUUCAAACUCUAAAGGUAAACGAGAAGGUCUGAAUGCUAUGAAGGAAAUUCAGAAAAUGUAUGGAAGAUUAAGAUUGAAAAGUAGUAGGAGAGCACAAUCUUUUGAUUUGAGUUUAUAAGCAAGUAGAGUUAAAUAGUUAUUAGUAGUUUGACUGAAUUUAGAAAUUUGUAAUGUUUAUUUCUUUAUUUGUUUUUGAGGGCGUAAUAUUUGUCCCGAAGGUGACAAUAAAAAUUAGAUUAUAUAUCCAUGUAGUCAUGUAAAUUAUGUAUAUACACUCUAAUGUUAAAGAAUAUGUAGGAGUUCAAAUUUAUUUA
Molecule: messenger RNA, 1822 nt
Organism: Beta vulgaris subsp. vulgaris (sugar beet)
Lineage: Eukaryota; Viridiplantae; Streptophyta; Magnoliopsida; Caryophyllales; Amaranthaceae
Exons: 1
Coding region: 184-1626 (480 amino acids)
Molecular function (GO): ATP hydrolysis activity; ATP binding
Source: RefSeq, a predicted model, not a curated record